Messenger RNA from Epinephelus lanceolatus (giant grouper), 1528 nucleotides. The record is from RefSeq and is a predicted model, not a curated record. NCBI's taxonomy places the organism in Eukaryota, Metazoa, Chordata, Actinopteri, Perciformes, Serranidae.
AUGUCGAGCAAGCGUGCAAAGGGAAAGACCACCAAGAAGCGUCCUCAGAGGGCCACCUCCAACGUCUUUGCCAUGUUCGACCAGUCUCAGAUCCAGGAGUUCAAAGAGGCCUUCAACAUGAUCGACCAGAACAGAGACGGUUUCAUCGACAAGGAGGAUCUGCAUGACAUGCUGGCCUCUCUGGGUAAGAACCCCUCUGAUGAAUACCUGGAGGGGAUGAUGAGCGAAGCACCAGGGCCCAUCAACUUCACCAUGUUCCUCACCAUGUUUGGAGAGAGGCUCAACGGAACGGACCCCGAGGACGUCAUCCGCAAUGCCUUUGCCUGUUUCGAUGAGGAGGGAUCUGGUGUGAUCCAUGAGGACCAUCUGAGAGAGCUGCUGACCACCAUGGGUGACCGCUUCACAGACGAAGAGGUGGACGAGCUGUUCCGCGAGGCGCCCAUUGACAAGAAGGGCAACUUCAACUACGCAGAGUUCACCCGCAUUCUCAAACACGGUGCCAAAGAGAAGGAUGACGAGUAGACGGAGACAUCAGCUGCCUCAGGACCCCCUGAACAUACACUGAACCACAAAUCAGUCCUUAGCUCCUACCUUCAUGGACCUUGUAGGUUUUAGAGAAAAGAAAUAGGAAUAGUAUAUAAAGUCUUUUAUAUAGGAGCAGAAGUGGCUAUGUUUUUGAUAGGUAGGGGCUUGGGAUUCAUUUGGGAUCCACGGAAACAUUUUGCAAUACACUACUUUUCAACUUAUAUCAUCAUUGAAGGUUACCAUGAAGAGAAGUGUAUGUGCAUCUCAGAGCUUCAUGUCACUUUGACUGCUGGGUGGAUGUUUGAGAUGCAUCAAACAUCAUGUAUGUGUGUGCGGGGGUGUUUUUGGACUGUGCGAUCCGGUGCCACAUAGAGUACCAGCAAUGUUUACCUCUUCCUGCCAAUUAGCUACAGUACCACACCUGCACAAGCACUGCAACAGGUCUCCAUAACUGUAAUGUUUGUAUCCCUGUAUAUUAAAAAUGGAUUUUAAAGAAGCGACCAUUCUGAUUUUGUUUAUUAAAAGUGGUGAGUACUUGAUGAAAUGGUUUGUUGUAGAGCUUUCAGUCUAAAGUCUUUGACCCCUCAGCUGGCUGUGUGUAUUUGUUGAAGGAUCAAGUAUGUUUGUGUUGUUGAAGGAAUUCAGUCUUGAAUUGUUCCUCAGACAAAUAAAGUAAGUUCAUUCGUGCCGUUGACCACAAAAAAAGUGUAUAUGUAUGUUUGGGGUGUUUUGAAGUCCUGUUUUCUACUUACGUCACAUGCUUACAUCAUAACCAGCGUAAAUGUUUUCCUACAAAGCAGUACACUGUACUUUACACUACCACCAUUUUUCAAAGGACUCUGCAGCUUGAGCUUUAAACAAGAGCAUGAAUGCACUAACCUGAAUAUAUUUUUUUUCAUUGUAAAUGAAUGUAACUAAGUGUUCACUACUGCAAGCAGCUAUAAACUGAAGACUAAACUCAGUCAUCAAUUCACAAAAAAAUAAAAACAAUAACUCAAAGUAA